Diaporthe amygdali is the source of this 432-nucleotide messenger RNA. RefSeq names its product stf2-like protein. The record is from RefSeq and is a predicted model, not a curated record. The transcript has 3 exons. Lineage: Eukaryota; Fungi; Ascomycota; Sordariomycetes; Diaporthales; Diaporthaceae. The coding region runs from base 1 to 432 and encodes 143 amino acids.
AUGAACACCAUUUACACCAGGGACCGGUAUCUUGCAGGAUAUCUUGUGGUUGUUGAGAGAGACCACGCUGGCCUCGCCAAUGGCACGGCUGCCCCUGAGGAGCACCUGCCUCGCUACUUCGCGAAGCAUGGUCAUGUUGGCGAGGACCCUAAGAAGAUCAAGAAGAGCGGUGGUGGAAAGGGCAACUGGGGCAACCCUGGUGAUGAGGUUCUUGACGACCAGUUCAAUUUCUCCAACGCUCGUCGCCGAUCCAACUCGUCCGGCUACGCCAACAACCUCCAGGACUUCAAGACCAAGUUCGAGUUCAACGAGCCCGAGCCUGUCUUUGAGGAGUCCGUUCACGGUGCCGAGGACCCCGAGCUCACUAAGACCGACACUGCCUCCUCUGCCAGUGGUGUUUCUGUCGACGAGAAUUCUGCCAAGAGCGCCUAA